Molecule: messenger RNA, 1079 nt
Organism: Trachymyrmex septentrionalis
Lineage: Eukaryota; Metazoa; Arthropoda; Insecta; Hymenoptera; Formicidae
Product: peptidyl-prolyl cis-trans isomerase
Exons: 2
Coding region: 422-940 (172 amino acids)
Biological process (GO): protein folding; protein peptidyl-prolyl isomerization
Cellular component (GO): intracellular membrane-bounded organelle
Molecular function (GO): peptidyl-prolyl cis-trans isomerase activity
Source: RefSeq, a predicted model, not a curated record
UUAUUGAAGCUGAUUGGAGCUUGUGUUUUGGAAAAUUCUCGUUUGUGCAGAAGCACGUGGAUCUUCAAAAUAAUAGAUAUAUAUAUACACCCAUGAUGUAAAUUCAGCAUUAUAAAGUACGUAUAGUGAUUUAAAAAGUUCUGUGAUACGGUGCGAGUUGGAACGAAUUUCGAAAAGAAAUUAUGAAAAAUUACGCAAAGAAAUGUUAAUUAUUCUUUUGAAGUAAACAGCUAAAGGAAAAGAAAAAAGAGAAAAGAGGUUAUAGACGAGUUAUACAAAAGAAAGCGAAUUUUAAUUAAAUAUACGAAGUGAUAUAAAAAUUAUAUGAACAUUCUUGAUACAAAUUGGUUUGGAUUUUUAUAACGAAAACUAAAAUUCAUUAUUUUUAUAAUUAAUAUAAAUUUCUUUUUCUACUGUACUGAUGAAUGGUUACGAAUACAAGAUGAACUUGCCACUAGUAUACUUCGAUAUGUCUACGGAUGAUAAACCACUGGGACGAAUUAUAAUGCAAUUACGGACUGACGUUGUGCCAAAGACAUCAGAAAAUUUUCGUGCCUUAUGUACAGGAGAGAAAGGUUAUGGUUAUAAAGGAAGCUAUUUCCAUCGUAUAAUUCCAAAUUUCAUGUGUCAAGGAGGUGAUUUUACGAAUCACAAUGGUACAGGUGGAAAAUCCAUCUUUGGAGAAAAGUUUGAAGAUGAGAAUUUUGAACUCAAACAUACUUCCUCAGGUACAUUAUCAAUGGCAAAUUCUGGCCCAAAUACAAAUGGCUCGCAAUUUUUUAUUACUACUGUAAAAACUCCUUGGUUGGACAAUAAACAUGUUGUGUUUGGGAGUAUUCUUGAUGGAAUGGAUGUUGUAAGAAAAAUUGAAAGUUAUGGUUCAUCAAGUGGGAAGACAUAUCAAAAGAUUAUGAUAGCAGAUUGUGGUCAAUUCUCAUAAGCAUUAAAUAAAUAAUCAAUAAAAUAAAAACAUAUUUAAAUGCACCAAGUAGUUUUAGUUUUGUUCAUAAUUUUGAAACUUGCAGUUUUCUACCGUUUAUAAUAAGAAAAGUUGAAUUCUGCUUAAAUAUGUGAAGAUA